AUGCCACCCGAUGUGGAAAAUGUUAAAGUGGCCGUAAGAGUAAGACCUUUCAAUAGUCGAGAGAAACAGCGAAGAGCAAAAACAAUUAUUGCUAUUGAAGGAAACACAACAUUUUUAAGUAAUCCCGAUACACCUAAUGAAAAACCUAAAAACUUCACAUACGAUUUUAGCUAUUGGUCACACGAUGGAUUUAAGGAAUUAAAGAAUGGCUAUCUAACACCCGAUCUGGAUCAUCCGAAUGGACAUAAAUUUAGUGAUCAAGAUAAAGUAUAUAGUGAUUUAGGAAGAGGAGUAUUAAAAAAUGCAUGGGAUGGAUACAAUACUGCUCUAUUUGCUUAUGGCCAAACUGGUUCUGGAAAAUCUUGGUCUGUUAUUGGUUAUGGAACAAACACCGGUAUUGUUCCGAGAUUUUGUGAAGAGAUGUUUCAAGGAAUCGAAUCAAAAAAGAAUUCUGAAGAAAAAAUUGAAUUUGAAGUGAGAUUCAGCAUGUUAGAAAUAUAUAAUGAAAUUGUAAGAGAUUUGCUGAAUCCAUCUGCGAGUAGGCAGAAAGGGUUGAAAGUAAGAGAACAUCCCAAAAAAGGGUUUUACGCGGAAGGAUUGACGUCAUCAUUGGUCGCAAAUUACGAAAGCAUUCAAUCAAAAAUCGAUACUGGAACUACGAAUCGUUCCAUUGCAUCCACCAAUAUGAAUGUUACUAGCAGUCGAGCUCAUACGAUAGUCGGUAUAACUUUAAUACAAAAAUCAAGAAAGGCUGGAGGACAAGAAACAUCGAAAAUAUCAUGUGUUAAUUUGGUAGAUUUAGCCGGAAGUGAGAGAGUUUCUAGCACGGGUGCUAAAGGAGAUCGUUUAAAAGAAGGAGCAGCCAUUAACCAAUCUUUAUCAUGUUUAGGAAAUUGUAUUCAUGCCUUAGCUGAAAAAGCAAAAGGCACAAAGUCUGUUAGAGUGCCAUAUAGGGAAUCGAUGUUAACACGACUUUUAAUGAAUGCACUUGGAGGAAACAGUAAAACAAUUAUGAUAGCUGCUAUUAGUCCAGCAGAUAUAAAUUAUGAUGAGACUCUUUCAACACUUAGAUAUGCUGAUCGAGCAAAGGAAAUUAAAACUUGUGCUACGGUUAAUGAGGAUCCUACUGAAAAACUUAUCAGAGAACUUCGCAUUGAAAAUGAAAAAUUAAAAAAGAUGCUUGAACAGGGACAACCAAGUAUUCCCAUUGGUCUUACUGCAGGAAUGUCGGAUGCAGAAAUAAGAAAACAACGCCAGAAAUGGGAAGAAGAAAUGAAGGCAGCCAUGAAAGAGAACGAAAGAGAAUUACUGCAGAUUAGACAAUCGUAUGAAGAGAAACUGAAACAAGCCCAAUUAGAACAAAAAGCUGAUGCCAAAAUUUCUGAAGCAGAUAAACUAAAACAAAAAGAAUUUCCACAUUUCUCCAAUUUGAAUUUUGAUUUGUUACUUUCCGGAAAACUCGUUCACAUAUUAAAAAGAGGAGAAAAUCUCAUAGGAAAAGCAGACAAUGCUUCGAUUAUCUUAUUUGGACCAUGUAUUUUAGAAAAACAUGCUUUAGUUACAUAUCAUUCUCAUGGAGGAGUUACAAUGGAAAAAUGUAAUAGCGAUGCCCGUAUAUUAUUGAACGGGGAACCCGUCUCUGCACGAGUUCUUCUUUCACAUAACGACAGGGUGAUGUUUGGGACUACACAGCUGUAUGUUUUUAAGAAUCCUCAACAAAUGCGCGAACAGAAACAGACUUAUCCAGAAAUUACUUACGAGAUGGCCAGAGAAGAAAUUGCUGCUAAGGCAGGUCUCACUAUGGAUACAGAAGAUCAUUCUAGGGAGGCUGCGUUAUUAAAUAAAGAUAUUUUGGAAGUUCUUCCUGGAGUCGAAGAAGCUAAUGCCAUUAGUGAAGAAUUAGAUAAGCACGUUAAAUUUGAAAUUCUCUUAGUUGCCCCUCAGAUGUUGGGUAAAUUAUCCGGACAUACGGAGGUUUAUGUGAAGAUGAGAAAAUUGGUUACGGGACAGGAAUAUGACUGGCCAAAGGAGAAAUUUAUAAAUAGGUUAUUUUUAAUGAAAGAAAUGUUCCAAAACUACGAAGCAGGAGAAGAGUGGGAUUUGCCCGAUGAGCAAGAUCCAUUUACAGAAGAUAGUGACGUUGAAGCCAUGAUUGGAUGCGUUCAAGUGUUUCUUCAGCCAUUAGCUUACAGGGUAGAAAUAAAAGAGCAACUGGAAAUAAUUGAAUAUAGAGGAGCAGAAGUUGGAAUCAUGAAUAUCGAAAUUGUGCCUUGUUCGUCUACAGGAAAAGAAUAUACAGAAAGUGAUGAUAUGUUUAUUGACGAUCCAAAGGAUUUGAUAGGAAAAGAAUUCUAUUUUGUAGUGAAAAUCUUAAGUUGCAGUGGAUUGCCUGCUAGAUUUUUUGAUAUCAACUGUAGAUAUAGAUUAUAUUUAGAUGAAGACGAUACAGUAACUGCAACAAUUUCUGGUACUACUAAUCCAGAAUUUAAUCACAGAAAAAUGUAUUCAUUUAAAUCUGUUUCUAGACAAUUUUCGGAAUAUUUAGUAGAAGGUUUCAUCAUGGUACAAGUAUGGGGAACACAAGCUGUAAGAAAGUCUGCAGUUGCUAGAGCUAAAGGAAAAAAUACAAAAGAGAUGUUUCAGGCAGACAUAAUGCAACAAACAAAUACGUUGAUGAAUGGAUUUAGGAUAAAUGGAAGAAAUGUAGAUCCAAAUAAACACAGCAUGUUGGUUGAACUCUUAUUAAUGAAGAAACAACAAGCAAGGCAUCAAUUUAGGAUGGAAUAUAUGAAGAAAUUGAUUGAUGUUGCUGAAAAAUAUAAAAAGCGUAAAGUUCCUAUAAAUUUAUUGAAAGAAUUGAUAGCUACAAACUCUGCAGAAGUUGCAGACCAAAUCAUAUCUAAAGUCCCUGAAGGUAAUUGGCAAUUAAAUCAGAAAAAUGUGUCCAAAGCUCCGCCAGAGAAAAGGAAACGAAAUAUUACUAAAAAGUUAUUUGAAGAAGAAAAUUUUCCUGAUAACUCUCAUGAUGAUGAAGAAGACUGUCCACGCAUAUAUUGCGAUAAUCUUUUUUCCCGAUCUAAGCCUGGAGGAGACUGGUUACGGUGCUUAAAUUGUUUCUGUUGGGCUCAUGCUUCUUGCGUUUCUAAAAGAACCAAGCGUUUCAUUUGUGAACUUUGUCAGUAA
Molecule: messenger RNA, 3183 nt
Organism: Centruroides sculpturatus (bark scorpion)
Lineage: Eukaryota; Metazoa; Arthropoda; Arachnida; Scorpiones; Buthidae
Product: kinesin-like protein KIF28P
Exons: 25
Coding region: 1-3183 (1060 amino acids)
Biological process (GO): microtubule-based movement; cytoskeleton-dependent intracellular transport
Cellular component (GO): kinesin complex; microtubule
Molecular function (GO): ATP binding; ATP hydrolysis activity; microtubule binding
Source: RefSeq, a predicted model, not a curated record